This is a messenger RNA of Chenopodium quinoa (quinoa), 1521 nucleotides long. RefSeq names its product cytochrome P450 98A2-like. The record is from RefSeq and is a predicted model, not a curated record. Gene Ontology annotation, molecular function: iron ion binding; oxidoreductase activity, acting on paired donors, with incorporation or reduction of molecular oxygen; monooxygenase activity. Lineage: Eukaryota; Viridiplantae; Streptophyta; Magnoliopsida; Caryophyllales; Amaranthaceae. The transcript has 3 exons. The coding region runs from base 216 to 1301 and encodes 361 amino acids.
AACUUGCAAAACAAGUAUUGAAAGAAAAUGAUCAAACAUUGGCUGAUAGACAUAGAAGUAGAUCAUCUGCUAGAUUUAGUAAAGAUGGUAAAGAUCUUAUUUGGGCCGAUUAUGGGCCUCAUUAUGUUAAGGUUAGGAAGGCCUGUACUUUGGAGCUUUUUACCCAGAAAAGACUUGAGGCUCUUCGGCCCAUUAGAGAAGAUGAAGUUACUGCUAUGAUUGAAUCUCUCUUCAACGAUUGCACUAAACCUGAAAACAAAGGAAAGCCCCUUAAAGUAAGGCGAUACAUAGGGACAGUGUCAUUUAACAACAUCACAAGGCUAACUUUUGGGAAGAGGUUUAUAAAUGAUAAGGGAGAAUUGGAUCCCUUAGGAAAGGAAUUCAAGGGUAUAUUAUCUAGUGGGUUUAAAAGUAGCAAGACAAGCUUCUUGGCCGAGCACCUACCGUGGCUAAGAUGGUUGUUGGUGCCUCUCGACAAAGAAAAGGGUGAGGCUGCUGUGCACAAUACUCGGUUGGAUCGAUUCACUCGAGAAAUCAUGGAGGAGCAUGCUAAAGCCAAGUCUCAAAACAUUGGUGGUGUAAAGCAACAUUUUGUUGAUGCCUUGCUUGGCCUAAAGGAUGAGUAUGAUCUUAGUGAAGACACCGUGAUUGGGCUUCUUUGGGACAUGGUCAUUGCUGGAAUGGACACAGUUUCAAUCUCGGUUGAGUGGGCUUUAGCCGAGCUAAUAAAGAACCCAAGAGUACAAAAGAAGGCUCAAGAAGAGCUAGACCGGGUUAUUGGGCAGGAUCGAAUCAUGACUGAAGAAGAUUUCUCGAACCUUCCCUACUUACAAGCUCUAGCCAAGGAGUCCCUAAGGCUUCAUCCUCCAACCCCUCUUAUGUUGCCCCACAAGGCCAAAGCUCAUGUCAAGAUUGGUGGAUAUGAUGUUCCUAAGGGCUCGAUUGUCUACGUAAAUGUUUGGGGUUUGGGCCGUGACCCCAAUGCUUGGCGCGAUCCUCAAGAGUUCAGGCCAGAACGGUUCUUUGAAGAGGAUAUCGACAUGAAGGGUCAUGAUUUCCGGUUACUUCCCUUUGGUGCAGGUAGACGUAUCUGCCCGGGAACACAACUAGGCAUAAAUUUGGUCACAUCAAUGUUGGGUCAUCUCUUGCAUCAUUUCGAUUGGAAACCACCAAAUGAUGAGGAGAUUGAAAUGAAGGAAGCCCCCGGAAUUGUCACCUACAUGAGCACCCCUCUACAAGCUAUAUUUUCGCCAAGGUUACCAGCAGAGCACUUGUAUAAACGUGUACCAGUGGAUGUGUAAUUUUCGUAGCAUUUGUAGUUUGCAUACCUGAGUUUAUUAAAAGAAGUAAGGAAAAGAAAUAAUGCAAGGUCACUAUAUAUUUUUGUAUUUUUACCAUGUGUAGUUUCUGGGUACAAGAGAAACAGGAGUUUCACCUUGUUAUGAUUUACUUCCAAGUGGUUUAGUGCAUCACUUUAGCCGGAAAAAUUUUAUACAACGGUUGCACCACGAUUCAAUCUUA